Messenger RNA from Chinchilla lanigera (long-tailed chinchilla), 4340 nucleotides. It is a transcript of the gene Sidt2, whose product is annotated as SID1 transmembrane family, member 2. Lineage: Eukaryota; Metazoa; Chordata; Mammalia; Rodentia; Chinchillidae. The transcript has 27 exons. Gene Ontology annotation, cellular component: membrane. Bases 461 to 2971 code for a protein of 836 amino acids. The record is from RefSeq and is a predicted model, not a curated record.
AGCGCCGCGGCGGCGCGUCCGCCCGCUCUUAAAGGGCCCGCGUCCCGAACAACUCGCCGCCCGCGCGGCGUCCCAUCGCCGCCACCCAUCACGCCCCCCGCCUCUCGCUCCCUCUCCCCUCCCCUCGCCUGGCGUCCCCGGGCUCCCGGCAACGAGCCGCCCCCAGCGUUCUCACGGCCCCGGCGGGGCGCUGGGGACCGCGGGGCCGAGCUCAGCCCCUCGAGCCGGGGUCCCUUCCCAGAGCCCCGCCCCUGCUGCCCCCCGCGCCCCUCCGCUCGCGGCCCAGGAGCGCCUCCGCGGCCCCGGGGAGGGGACGUUUCCUAAUCUCGGGCCGGGGUUAAAGUUCUGGUCCUGGUGAGAUGCUGGAACCUGCGGCCGCAGCCGCAGCCCGUCCCGGAGGUGUCCUGUCGCCUGUCGCCGCCGCCCCCACCGCCGCCGCCUCUGCCGCCCUUCCGGGGCCAUGUUCGCUCCGGGCUUGCCCUUCUUGGUGCUCUUGGUCGCCUCCGUCGAGAGCCAUGCGGGGGUCCUGGGGCCCAAGAACGUCUCGCAGAAAGACGCCGAGUUCGAGCGCAUCUACGUGGAUGAGGUCAACAGCGAGCUGGUCAACAUCUACACCUUCAACCACACUGUGACCCGCAACCGGACGGAAGGUGUGCGUGUGUCUGUGAACGUCCUGAACAAGCAGAAGGGAGCGCCGUUGCUGUUUGUGGUCCGCCAGAAGGAGGCUGUGGUGUCCUUCCAGGUGCCCCUAAUCCUGCGAGGGCUGUUUCAGCGCAAGUACCUCUACCAAAAAGUGGAGCGAACACUGUGUCAGCCCCCCACCAAGAACGAGUCUGAAGUCCAGUUCUUCUAUGUGGAUGUAUCCACGCUGUCACCAGUCAACACCACCUAUCAGCUGCGGGUCAGCCGGAUAGAUGACUUUGUGCUGAGGACCGGGGAGCAGUUUAGCUUCAAUACCACUGCGGCCCAGCCCCAGUACUUCAAGUAUGAGUUCCCUGAGGGAGUGGAUUCGGUGAUUGUCAAGGUGACCUCCUACAAGGCCUUUCCCUGCUCGGUCAUCUCCAUCCAGGAUGUCCUGUGCCCUGUCUACGACCUUGACAACAACGUAGCCUUCAUCGGCAUGUACCAGACCAUGACCAAGAAGGCAGCCAUCACCGUGCAGCGCAAAGACUUCCCCAGCAACAGCUUCUACGUGGUGGUGGUGGUGAAGACUGAGGACCAGGCCUGCGGGGGCUCCCUGCCUUUCUACCCCUUCAUGGAAGAUGAACCGGUUGAUCAGGGGCACCGCCAGAAAACCCUGUCAGUGCUGGUGUCCAAAGCAGUCACAUCCGAGGCCUACGUCGGUGGGAUGCUCUUUUGCCUGGGGAUAUUUCUCUCCUUCUACCUGUUGACUGUCCUCCUAGCCUGUUGGGAGAACUGGAGGCAGAAGAAGAAGACUCUUCUGCUGGCCAUAGACGGAGCCUGCCCAGAAAGUGCUUCUCUCCUUGGUCACCCUCGGGUCCUGGCUGGUUCCUUUCCUGGCAGCUCCUCUUACGAGGGUUACAACUACGGCUCCUUGGAGAAUGGCUCCGGAUCCACCGAUGCUUUGGUUGACAGCACCGGUACCGAGGACCUCUCUUACAGUUACCAGGACCGCUCCUUUGAGCCAGUGGGUCCUCGGCCACGGCUGGACUCCAUGAGCUCCGUGGAAGAGGAUGACUACGACACACUGACCGACAUUGAGUCAGACAAGAAUGUCAUUCGCACCAAGCAAUACCUCUACGUGGCUGACCUGGCACGAAAGGACAAGCGUGUUCUGCGGAAAAAGUACCAGAUCUACUUUUGGAAUAUCGCCACCAUUGCUGUCUUCUAUGCCCUUCCCGUGGUGCAGCUGGUGAUCACCUACCAGACGGUGGUGAAUGUCACAGGGAAUCAGGACAUCUGCUACUACAACUUCCUCUGCGCCCACCCACUGGGCAACCUCAGCGCCUUCAACAACAUCCUCAGCAACCUGGGGUACAUCCUGCUGGGGCUGCUCUUCCUGCUCAUCAUCCUGCAGCGGGAGAUCAACCACAACCGGGCCCUGCUGCGCAAUGACCUCUAUGCCAUGGAAUGUGGGAUUCCCAAACACUUCGGUCUGUUCUAUGCCAUGGGCACGGCUCUGAUGAUGGAGGGGCUGCUUAGUGCUUGCUAUCACGUCUGCCCCAACUAUACCAAUUUCCAGUUUGACACAUCCUUCAUGUACAUGAUCGCUGGACUCUGCAUGCUGAAGCUGUACCAGAAGCGGCACCCAGACAUCAAUGCCAGCGCCUACAGCGCCUAUGCCUGCUUGGCCAUCGUCAUCUUCUUCUCUGUGCUGGGCGUGGUUUUUGGCAAAGGGAACACGGCAUUUUGGAUCGUCUUCUCCAUCAUUCACAUCAUUGCCACCCUGCUCCUCAGCACGCAGCUCUAUUACAUGGGCCGCUGGAAGCUGGACUGGGGGAUCUUCCGCCGCAUCCUCCACGUGCUCUACACGGACUGCAUCCGGCAGUGCAGCGGACCCCUCUACGUGGACCGCAUGGUGCUGCUGGUCAUGGGCAACAUUAUCAACUGGUCGCUGGCUGCCUAUGGGCUCAUCGUGCGCCCCAAUGAUUUUGCCUCCUACUUGUUGGCCAUUGGCAUCUGCAACCUGCUGCUUUACUUUGCUUUCUACAUUAUCAUGAAGCUCCGGAGCGGGGAGCGGAUCAAGCUCAUCCCUCUGCUCUGCAUCAUCUGCACCUCCGUGGUCUGGGGCUUUGCGCUCUUCUUUUUCUUCCAGGGCCUCAGCACCUGGCAGAAAACUCCUGCAGAGUCCAGGGAGCACAAUCGGGACUGUAUCCUCCUCGACUUCUUUGAUGACCAUGACAUCUGGCACUUCCUGUCCUCCAUCGCCAUGUUUGGGUCCUUCCUGGUGUUGCUGACACUGGAUGAUGACCUGGACACCGUGCAGCGGGACAAGAUCUAUGUCUUUUAGCAGGAGCUGGGGCCCCUUGCUUUACCUCAUGGGGCCCUGAGCUCCUCUUUGCCACCGGCCAGGGCGCCUCUGCGGUGCUGGGGUUGGGAGCCCCAGCCCUGCUGCCCAGCACUGGAUGGCGGUGGGACAAUGAAGUCCAGCCCAGGCCAGACUCGGUACGGUCCUGGGGUGGCAGUGAGCCUUGCAGCUGCCCUCUGCCAGGGAGGAGGCCUGCUCCCCGACGCCCACACACUGGCCAAAUUGCUGCUUUCUUCUCAGUGUUGGGGCCCCCCGGAGGCCCCCGUCCGUCCGUCCAUCUGUCCGUCCAUCUGUCCAUUGGUUCUCUUGUUUGUCCCUCUGAAGGAGGAAGGAGGCAAGGGGAUGCCCACUCUGUUUUCAUACCUUGCAUUCUACCCACCCUUCCCGUCCUCCUUAGCCCAGGACCUGGAGCCCUUUCUUCCCACUUCUGCUCCAGGACCCUGGUCUGAGGUCUGAUUUGUGUCCUGCUGCAGAGCCCCCUCUCUUUGGGGCUGUACCUCGCUGCCAUCACUGCCCUCUGGUCAGCCAGGAUGGAUACAGGGGUGGGAUUUUGGGGGCUGGCCAGCUGGUGCCAGGCUUUUGGUGCUAAGGCCUGCAAGAGGCCCAGGGCAGGCUCCCCGCCACCUGUGCACAGGUUGGCUCUUCAGCAGUGGCGUUUAGCUCCAUUUGAGAGCCACCUUUGAGGGGCUGCAUUCGGAGAUCGUCUCUUCAUCUCAUACGCCUCCCAGGCUGAUGCCAGCACCAGGAUUGGAGGGAGAAGCAAUUGGUCCGUCCCUUUCCGAGUCCUCAGUCCUGCCAAGCCCCAGAUGGGGCCUUUCAGUGCCAUUGACACUGCCCAAGAAUGUCCAGGGGCAGAGGAGGGUGGUGCACAGAGCUCAGCCCGUCCUGCCUCCUCCACAGCUGCAGGAGCCCCAGUGCCUGUCUUAGAAAGGGGCUUAAGGAAGUGACAUGCCAUUUCCCUGUGUGUCCCCAGUCCCAGUCUCGCUCCGGGAUCCAGGGCUGGCCUUGAAGUCCGUCCAGCCUUCAGCCAGCUCCUGUCAGGCACACGCACACACAGAAGCCUUGGAGUUUACACGGGGUCCCCCAGCCUGGGCCCUCUGGCUGCUCUGGUCCUUGGUUCCCUUCGCCCCACUUGGUCCAUUCCAGAUGCCAAGGAUGGGGGUGAUCAGGUUGGGUCUCUGCCUUGGGGUGGGAGUGGUUUCUCUCCCCGACAUGUUUUUAUAAAAGCUCUCCUUGGGCUGGGACAGGAGGCUGGCCUGGGUCUUCUUUUCAGAGCUCCGUUUUAUGUCUCCAUGCUAUGGAUGUGUUGUUUUCUAUGAAUGAGUGCAUUCAAUAAAGACAACCAAAUGCA